Messenger RNA from Gasterosteus aculeatus aculeatus (three-spined stickleback), 1552 nucleotides. Its product is annotated as interleukin-10 receptor subunit beta. Gene Ontology annotation, cellular component: plasma membrane. Gene Ontology annotation, molecular function: cytokine receptor activity; protein binding. The record is from RefSeq and is a predicted model, not a curated record. Gene Ontology annotation, biological process: cytokine-mediated signaling pathway. Lineage: Eukaryota; Metazoa; Chordata; Actinopteri; Perciformes; Gasterosteidae.
UUAGCUGCUGCGCUUUGUAUUUUGUUUGAUAGAAUAAAAAGGGGAUUAACGAAAAUAAAAGUCGGUCGUUUUUUGAUUUUGACAAAAGUCACGUUUACAGGACAGUUUUUGUUUCAUGUUUGUUAUUCACACCGGCCAACGGCCGGCUGAUUCCUUUAAAGCUGCCGUUUCUGAGAAGGAAGGAGUUUCGUUUCGCGGAGUUCCCCUUCUUGUUCCAGUGAACGCAAACCAGGAAAUACGUUCAUUAUAUUGGAACACGCUGCGUAUUGGCCCCACUUCAUUAACUGACAUGUCAGCUGCUGUUUGUACCUUUAUCCUGACGUUUUUCACCGUACUCGGACCCACAGUUGUAUCAGGAGUCCUGAGUCCACCCACAAAUGUCCGCUUGACCUCCUAUGACAUGAAUCUGUUGCUGGUAUGGGAUUCACCUGACGGUGCAGCCAGCGGCCUCGUCUACACAACUCAGUACAGAGCCUACUUGUCAGACUACAGAGUGGGCUGUGUGAACAUCUCCAGCCUUGAAUGUGACUUGAGCCACCUCUCCAGCUCCAUAUCGGAGUAUGGAAAGUAUACUGGCAGAGUGCGGGCACAGUUGGGGACAGAGAGCUCCGCCUGGAUGGAAAGUAACCAAAUUACCUUGGACCAAGAUAAUCCUUCAAGAAUCCUGCAAGAAAUCCUUUUGAAGAUGGCCUCCAUCAUCAGUUCUCCCAACGUCUCUCUCUUCUCCAAUGGGGCUGCUAUUGAAGUCAGCAUUAAAGAUCCCGUGUUCACAAUCUCUGCACUCAGGAAGGCUUACCACUCUGCCACUUACAACAUCACCUAUUGGAAGGAUGGCCAGAUGGAGAAGGCAAGAAGCACGAGCAACAUACAGCAGAAUCGAGUGGUUCUCAGUGACCUGGACCCUUGGACCAAGUACUGCAUCCAAGUCCAAAUCAACACCAAGUUGAACCUCAAUCCCAGCAAGCCCAACACAGCUGUUUGUGCGAGUACCACAACCGAAGAGGCUCCUUGGGUGGCAGCCAUUGUGACGUUCGCCAUCGUGGCAGUGACAGUGGCUCUGCUGGUGGUCGCAGUGGUGUAUCGGAAACGCAUUACCCAUUUUUUCUGUCCAAAAGAUUUACUGCCUGCGCACUUCAAAGAGUACCUGCUGGCACCGCUCAACUCGGCCAUGUACGUGGCUAUGUGUAACUCUCGUCCACCUGACGAGAUUUACAAUCCGAUCAUCGUCACAGAUGGCAGGACUGUAGAGGAAGGGCAGCCGCUGGAGGCAAUAGGGAGAAGUUGCAGCAAACAGACUGACAGCACAGAGAUAGAGGCAUAGAGAAGCAGGGAAAGGAUCCGUUCUUGCUUUACUUCAGAGAUGUAAUGCAACCAAUUCUGUAGCAGGUCCAUGUAGGUCCCAGAGCAGCAGUUAGACAUUGACAAAUUUGGUGCCACACCAAACAACGAGAUGUCAACAAGCCAAUUACAUUCACGACUUUCAGUCAAGUCCUCCUCCCCUGAGGUCACAGACUUUUUACUCUUAGAGAUCAAUAAACUCUCUUGACCAGAA